CUUGCUUCGCAUCUGGCUGAAGUAGGUCACGAUUCUCACGAAGGAGCAUUCAAACAGAAGAGUAGAGAUCAGGUUUGUCUUGACAAGGCUCCAUGUCAGCUACUUCGGCGCGUAGCAAAGUUGUCCCAACACAGCUACGCGGGCGUUGGGGCGUGCGGGCGUACGGAGAGCGGCGAUAAAACUCGUUUGCGCGCUUUCUUCCGGCAACCGGUAAACACUCAACGGGAAUCCGCUAACACCCUCACGGGGCGGCUAACCGGACAAGCCUAAUUUCUCUAACAGCUUGGUUGUUUCCGUAGCAUGCGUGCGGUAUUGCAGUACGGUUAUCAGUCCUAUGAGGGGAUGGCAAUGGCAAUGUCAGCCUUUGUGACUGUUUGCUCGAACGCAAUUUCCAACUGUGUAAAAUAAAUGGCCGGUGUUCCGCUUACAUUGGUUAACGCUGAUGGCAUCUGUUUUCUCGACGAAGGCUUCCUGACUCGUUUUCAUGGUCGUGCGUUUCCUUGUUCGCAUCCGCGUGCCGACCUCCAUAAUUCUUGGCUCCUUUCACCACGGCGCAGAUGCGAGUCUUGCCGACAUACGACUGCAGAACGGACGCGUGAUGCUGCUUCUGUUGCCAUUGUAGAGAAGACAAAGGCUGGCUGAACGAAAUUCACGUACCGAAAUUUGGACCUCACCAUGGAAGACCAGACUCCGCCCCCGUAUGUUCAACAUUAUCCCAGUGACGCUUCGGUCACGUUUGUUCAUGGAGAGUCAGCGCUGCUAAAGACGCCACCGAAAAGAUCAUGGAAGACUAGGUGCGCAGCAAUGGGAUUGUUGAAAGUUGCUGUCGGAGUUCUCCUGAUCACAACAGUGGCUUCCCUAGGAUUAUUCUUUGUCCAACGAGGACAGGCCACUCCGAAUGCAGAAUACCUAAAAAUUGCUGAUGCUCCAGCUGAGGGAGUGGCUCCAAAUCGUGUUCAGCGCGAGACCGUUCCGGAAGCAGGGGAGUCUCCAAAAACUGCCCUGGGAUCACUUCUUGACAAGGUACAGCUCGGGAUCAUAUCAGUGCCUGAAAGACGAAAAGGAGUUGCGGCACUACCCGACGUCACCAAUUUCACCUUGGUGGCGGCUGAUAAUCACUAUAUCACCCUGGCAUGGGUUCAACCUCGGAAGAGGAUUGACUUCUACUUGCUCGACGUCACCGAUGGGAGUGGUUAUGAAAAUAACAGUCUUCGGAAACAACGUGCGGGAUCCUGUAGCAAUGACACCUUCAUUCGCGCUGAACAGACACAAGUCACCUGUGGCCCUUUCGACGCCUGCUCGAAGCUUACUGCCACUAUUCGCACGUACACAACAGGACCUCCAGAGCGCAUCUCAAAGGGAACCACCUUAAAUGAACUUUUCAUCAAUGGUGAGGAGCCAAGUGAACCCAAGGGCAUCACCAUGGUCGCCAAGUCCCCAUCCAUCACGAGACUGCUAUGGGAACCGCCAACACGCAUACAUGGCCUUGUGGACGUGUACACGGUUAAAGUGUGUGAGACGUUUUCAGAAUGUGACCAAAAGCAGAAUUUAAAGGACUGCGUUGAGCACGAGGUUUCGGACACCUGGCUGGACUUUGACAGCACAGAAGACACCCCGUACUGCGUCAAGAUUACGGCUAGUGCACGAUGUGGCGGCAAAGUUCUCACUAGCCUUCCAGCGGUGCAAGAAGUGAGAACGCCUCUUUCCUCACUCCCCGACGUGUCCAACCUGAGACUAAUAAGUGCCAAAAGUGGCCACAUUACCUUAUCCUGGCAGCGGCCGAAAGGUCGUUUCGACUACUAUUCGGUGGAAGUCACUGAAGACAAGGUUAGCAGUCCAGACACUGCUAAACACUGGCUUGGCUUGUGCGCCAACGGCACCAUCAUCCGCCCCGACCAGACGGAACUCAUGUGUGGUCCAUUGGAGCCUUGUCGUAACUUGUCCUGCACCAUGCGCACCCACUUGAGUGGACCACCUGAACGUAGUUCUCCUGGAGUGACACUAAAAGGCAUCUUCAUCCCUGUCGAAGACCCAUAUCCACCAACGAACCUUACGAUGUUCCCAGAAUCACCAUCACGGACUCGUCUACACUGGGAAAUACCGAAGAAAGUGUCCGGCAUUAUGGUAUCCUACCAUCUUAAGAUAUGCCGCACAUUCGAAUCGUGCGAUCGAGUAGAAGGCUUGAGUAAUUGUGCGGAAUACCUGACGACCGAGAUGUGGACAGUGUUUGACAGCAGCGUGGACACUCCGUAUUGCGUACUGGUUACUGCAAGAACACGCUGCAGUGUCGAAGAAGUAAGCAGCCGGCCACUUAUAGCGGAAAUACGGACGCCGCUUUUUGACCUACCUGAUGCAACCAACCUGAGGUUGCUCUCUGCUGUGGAUAACUCCAUCACUGUGGCCUGGGAAAGGCCGCAGGCUCGCUUCGACUACUUCUGGCUCUCCAUUUCGGACAACAAAGAUGAAGGACGCGGCAAUGCUCAAAAGGGGCGCGUUGGAUCUUGUGGCAACGGCACGAUCAUUCAUCCAAAUCAGACGUGGGCCACAUGCCCCAACCUCGAGGCUUGCACCAAAGUAAGCGUUACCUUACGCACCCACAUAAACGGGCCGCCAGAGCGUACAUCCCGCGGAGUUAGCCUUCAAGACAUCUUGAUCCCGGGCGAAGACCCAGAUCCGCCAAGGAACAUAACCAUGGUCGCAAAAUCUCCAUCACUUACCCGUCUACAGUGGGAACCGUCGGCAAAAGCCUACGGAAGAUUGCUUGCAUACACGGUUAAAAUAUGCGACACAUUCAAAUCUUGUAGUGGAGAAGCAAAUAUGCAGGGCUGCAUCGAACUUCAAGCACAUGAGACCUGGCUGGACUUUCACAGCCGUGUUGACACCAAGUACUGCGUCCUGGUCACAACGAACUCACAAUGCGGCGAGCAAGUUCUAAAUGGUCGGGCAGCGGUAGCUGAAAUCCGGACACCUUUGCAGUUCUACCCUGACGUCACGAAUCUCGACCUAAAGGCGGCUGAUAAUCACUACAUCACCGUGGCCUGGGAUGCACCUCGGGGCACUUUUGACUUCUACUGGCUCGAUGUCAACAGUGAAAACGAUAAUGUAAAUGAUAGUCUUAAGAAACAUCAUGCGGGCUCUUGUGCCAAUGGCACCAUUAUUCGUGCUGAGCAGACUCAAGUCACCUGUGGCCCUUUCGAUCCCUGCUCCAAUAUUAGUGUCACUGUUGGCACGUCCAUCAAAGGACCGCCGGCACGCACCUCGAUGGGAACCACCUUAAAAGGUGUUUUACUCAGUGGUCAAGAGCCAAGUGAACCCAAGAGCAUCACCAUGGUCGCCAAGUCCCCAUCCAUGACGAGACUGCUAUGGGAACCACCAACAUGCAUACAUGGCCUUGUGGACGUGUACGAAGUUAAAGUGUGUGAGAUGUUUUCAGAAUGUGACCAAAAGCAGAACUUGAGUGACUGCAUUGAGCACGAGGUUUCGGACACCUGGCUGGACUUUGACAGCAAAGAAGACACCCCGUACUGCGUCCUGAUUACGGCUAGUGCGCGAUGUGGCGGCAAAGUCCUCACUAGCCUUCCAGCGAUGCAAGAAGUGAGAACGCCUCUUUUCUCACUCCCCGACGUGUCCAACCUGAGACUAAUCAGUGCCAAAAGUGGCCAUAUUACCUUAUCCUGGCAGCGGCCCAAAGGUCGUUUCGACUACUAUUCGGUGGAAGUCACUGAAGACAAGGUUAGCAGCACAGACACUGCUAAACACUGGCUUGGUUUGUGCGCCAACGGCACCAUCAUCCGCCCCGACCAGACGGUACUCACGUGUGGUCCAUUGGAGCCUUGCCGUAACUUGUCCUGCACCAUGCGCACCCACUUGAGUGGACCACCUGAACGCAGUUCUCCAGGAGUCACAUUAACAGGCAUCUUCAUCCCUGCCGAAGACCCGAAUCCACCAACGAACCUUACGAUAUUCCCAGAAUCACCGUCACGAACUCGUCUACAAUGGGAACAGCCGGAGAAAGUGUCAGGCAUUAUGGAGUCGUACAAUCUUCAGAUAUGUAGCACAUUCGAAUCAUGUGAUCGAGCAGAAGGCUUGAGUAAUUGUGCGGAAUACCUGACGACCGAGACGUGGACAGCAUUUGACAGCAGCGUGGACACUUCGUACUGCGUACUCGUUACUGUAAAAGCACGCUGCAGCUUCGACGAAGUAAGCAGCCGGCCACUUAUAGCGGAAAUACGGACGCCGCUUUUUGACCUGCCUGAUGCAACCAACCUGAGGUUGCUCUCCGCUGCGGAAAACUGCAUCACUGUGGCCUGGGAAAGGCCGCAGGCUCGCUUCGACUACUACUCGCUCUCCAUUGUUGAUGACGAAAAUGAAGGACACGGCGACGCUCAAAAUGAGCUCGUUGGAUCUUGCGGCAACGGCACGAUCAUUCACCCAAAUCAGACAUGGGCCACAUGCCCAAACCUCGAGGCUUGCACCAAAGUAAGCAUUACCUUACGCACCCACAGAAACGGGCCACCGGAGCGCACAUCCCGCGGAGUUAGCCUCCAAGGCAUCUUUAUCCCGGGCGAAGACCCAGAUCCACCAAAGAACAUAACCAUGGUCGGAAAAUCUCCAACAAUUACCCGUCUACAGUGGGAGGCAUCGGCAAAAGUCUACGGAAUACUGCUUGCAUACACGGUUAAAAUAUGCGACACGUUCAAAUCUUGCAGUGGAGAAGCAAAUAUGGACGGCUGCAUCGAACUUCAAGCACAUGAGACCUGGCUGGACUUUCACAGCAGAGUUCACACCAAGUACUGCGUCCUGGUCACAACAAGCUCACAAUGCGGCGAGCAAGUUCUAAAUGGUCGGUCCGCGGUAGCUGAAAUCCGCACACCGGCGCCUGUUCUACCCGACGUCACGAAUCUCAACCUAAAGGCGGCUGAUAAUCACUAUAUCACCGUGGCCUGGGAUCAACCUCGGGACACUUUUGACUCCUACUGGCUCGAAGUCACGAAGGAAAAAGAUAAUGAAAAGGAGAGUGUUCAGACACAUCAUGUGGGCUCUUGUGCCAACGGCACCAUUAUUCGUGCUGAGCAGACUCACGUCACCUGCGGCCCUUUCGAUCCCUGCUCCAAAAUUAGUGUCACUGUUCGCACGUUCAUCAAAGGACCACCGGCUCUCACCUCGAUGGGAACCACCUUGAAAGGCGUUUUUCUCAGUGGCCAUGAUCCAAGUGAACCCAGGAAUAUCACUAUUGUGGCGAAAUCACCGUCCAUGGCAAGACUCCAGUGGGAGCCGCCAACGAGGGUACAUGGCGUUCUAGACAUCUACAAGGUGAAAGUGUGCAAGGAGUACACAGUAUGCGACCGAAAGGAAAGCCCAGGUGGAUGCAUUGAGCACACUGCUUCUGAUGCUUGGCUGGACUUUGAGAGCACCGCAGACACCUCGUACUGCGUCCUCAUCACGGCGAGCGCACGAUGCGGUGUGGACGUCCUGACGAGUCUUCCAGCGACACUGGAAGUUAGAACGCCUUCUUUCGACCCCCCUGAUGUAACCAAGCUGUCAUUGCUCUCCGCUGGGAAUAACUACAUCACCGUUGCCUGGGAAAGACCAAAGGAUCGCUUCGAUUACUACUGGGUGUCUAUUACCGAUGACAGAGACGAGAAACACCGUAAUGCUGGAUCGUGCACCAACGGCACAAUCAUUCACCCAGAGCAGACCCAGGUCACAUGCAGAAGCCUCGAUGCUUGCACCAAUGUGAGCGUAACCUUACGUACACACAGAAACGGGCCGCCGGAGCGUACGUCCAUCGGAGUUUCCCUCCAGCACAUCUUUGUCCCGGGUAAAGCGUGUCCGCAGAAACCGUUGUACCAGUGGGUGGCCUGGCGCGGAAAUACCGUCCCAGAAAACGCGGUGCCCGGCGGGCAGCACAAGUCCGGCACCCUGUAUGUCUGCCGGGCCAAACUCGAUGGUCAAUUCAUACCGGGAAAGCUGGCAUCCUGGGACAGCACGUGCUACGUUCCAUACGGAAGAGGCCGACGUAGCUACAAGGAAUUUGAGGUUCUUGUCGCAGAGGACCCCAGUUAAAUGGGUGCUGGUUUCCGACGGUUCACAACCUGGCGGAUUCAUCCAGGGUGACAGCACCUCUGCCGGCGAACGCCUGUACAUCGGCUGCACUGUGGCCGGCUAACCAUUGGGAAAGUCCUCUCGUUUGACGGUUAUCUCUACAUACCUUAUUAUAGACGAGGACGACUAGUACGAAUCACUAGUCGUCAAUUCCAUGAACUGCUCAAAUGCUGGCUAGAGCAAUUUAAAGAAUUAUGAGGUGUUUAAUAACUAUUACAAGAUGUGACGCAAUUGUUAGAAUCAACGUUAAGCGAAGCUGUGUUUAAAACGUUUCAAUAAAAUUAAUGUUAUGCCGGUUGGCACGAGA
This is a messenger RNA of Dermacentor silvarum, 6412 nucleotides long. RefSeq lists its product as uncharacterized. The record is from RefSeq and is a predicted model, not a curated record. Bases 676 to 6066 code for a protein of 1796 amino acids. Gene Ontology annotation, molecular function: protein binding. The transcript has 23 exons. Lineage: Eukaryota; Metazoa; Arthropoda; Arachnida; Ixodida; Ixodidae.